Centropristis striata (black sea bass) is the source of this 7284-nucleotide messenger RNA. It is a transcript of the gene nr3c1, whose product is annotated as nuclear receptor subfamily 3, group C, member 1 (glucocorticoid receptor). The coding region runs from base 313 to 2658 and encodes 781 amino acids. The record is from RefSeq and is a predicted model, not a curated record. Gene Ontology annotation, biological process: nuclear receptor-mediated glucocorticoid signaling pathway; regulation of DNA-templated transcription. Gene Ontology annotation, cellular component: nucleus. The transcript has 9 exons. NCBI's taxonomy places the organism in Eukaryota, Metazoa, Chordata, Actinopteri, Perciformes, Serranidae. Gene Ontology annotation, molecular function: DNA-binding transcription factor activity; steroid binding; nuclear glucocorticoid receptor activity.
AUGUUUUUCCUGGAGGUUAGCGCCUACUUUCCUAAUGGCUAGCUGCGACUCUGCAAAGCUCAGCUAGUUUAACGCAGUUUGCAUGACAAUUUACAGCUAGAUCGGACUGGAAGAUUGGAAACUCACAAAGCACACUCGGCUGGGGGUGUUUUUUUUUGUCGUUUUAUCAAGUCAUGUAGCUACAACACGGCGAGUGAGGAGUAACGUUAGCAAACAUUGAGUCAGUGUUGCGUGUUGUGGACUGACACUUUCAACCAAAACAAUGUUGACAGACGACCUGUGGACACGUACCAAUAAUCAGUCCUUUCAAAGAUGGAUAAAGGUGGAGUGAAGAAGAUAACAUAUAGAAGAGAUGACCAUUUAAGCAAAUUGGUCUACACUGAAAGCCCUGAGGAGGGAGGUUUGUUGAAAGUGGCUCCUCACAGUGCCAUGUCCAUCGCCUCCGCCACCUCUGUCGUUCUUCCAUCCAGCCCGUUGAUGCAGCCAGGACAGGUGCCUAACGGCCUCAGCAACAGCCCCCUUCCAGAGGAGCUCACCUAUACCUCUGUCACUGCCACCGUAGGCACAUUGUUAGAAGACCCAGAGCCCAGGGGCCUGACCAAAGAUCAGAAGCUUCAGCAGUUGCAGACACAGAUUUCCACUACAUCUGGACGUCAAACCUUGAGAGACAAUUUGCCCCAGUUGGAGGCCAGUAUAACAGACAUUACCCAGUCCUGCAUGGAUUCCCUUAUUGGGGGGUCAGAUCCCAAUUUCUUCCACAUGAAAACAGAAGAUUUCUCCAUGGAUAAAGGAGACCAGGAUCCAAUUGACCUUGAUCAUGCUUUUGAUCACAUUGGGAAAGAUGUGGACAUGAACCAGAAAUUUUUCAGUGACAACACUCUGGACCUGCUCCAAGACUUUGAGCUCACUGGGUCCCCCUCAGAUUUUUAUGUAGGGGAUGAUGCCUUCCUGUCCACGCUGGCAGAUGAUUCUCUGCUCGGGGAUGUCAGCUCAGAUAAGGACAUAAAGACUGCUGCGGUAGAGAGCGUUAACGGCAGCGGGCCAGUCUCUCUUGCUCUCAAUGGCAGCAUUAUGACAAGUUCAGAUCAGUCCAGCCCUAGCAUAUCCACAACUGCCUCCUUAUCCCCUACAACCUCUUUGUCUGCAUUGGUGAAGAAAGAAAAAGAUGUUGGCUUCAUUCAGCUCUGCACACAAGGUGUAAUCAAACAGGAAAAGAAGUCCGUAGGCCAGAGUUAUUGCCAAAUGAGCGGCACGUCCUCCGCAGACAUGCCCAGCUCUAACCCCAUCUCCAUCUGUGGGGUCAGCACUUCAGGAGGACCGAGCUACCACUUUGGAAUCAACACCAGCAGCAAUGAAGCUCAGCAGCAGAAGGAUCAGAAGCCAGUGUUUCUCCCAGUGUCUACCAUCGGUGGGGCCUGGAGCAGAAUCCAGGCCACCGGGGACAACUCUGCAGUGAUCAGGAUCAGUGAGGCUUUCGCAAGCUCUCCCUCUUACCCCAACAGUUUUGUCAGUUCUAUCAACAGACAGGAGGUGAUCGCCGCUCCAACCACGACACAAGGGAAGAGUGGGACUCAUAAAAUCUGCCUGGUGUGCUCUGACGAGGCUUCGGGCUGCCACUAUGGGGUUCUCACCUGUGGCAGCUGCAAGGUCUUCUUCAAGAGAGCAGUGGAAGGGCAGCAUAAUUACCUGUGUGCUGGGAGGAACGACUGCAUAAUAGACAAGAUCAGGAGGAAGAACUGCCCGGCCUGCCGAUUCCGCAAGUGUCUGAUGGCAGGCAUGAACCUGGAAGCGCGCAAAACCAAGAAGUUGAACCGCUUAAAGGGCGUCCAGCCGAGCAACCCACCCGAGCUGACUACUCCGCCGCCGGUCGAGGCUCGCUCUCUUUUACCCAAGUGCAUGCCUCAACUUAUUCCCACAAUGCUGUCCUUGCUAAAGGCCAUCGAGCCGGACACCAUCUACGCCGGAUACGACAGCACCCUGCCCGACACCUCCACCCGCCUCAUGACCACCCUCAACAGGCUGGGCGGCCGGCAGGUCAUCUCUGCUGUCAAGUGGGCCAAGGCUCUGCCAGGUUUCAGGAACCUGCACCUGGACGACCAGAUGACUCUGCUGCAGUGCUCCUGGCUCUUCCUCAUGUCUUUCGGUCUGGGCUGGAGAUCUUACCAGCAAUGCAACGGCAACAUGCUCUGCUUCGCUCCAGACCUCGUCAUCAACGAGGAGCGGAUGAAGCUGCCCUACAUGGCCGACCAGUGCGAGCAGAUGCUGAAGAUCUCCAGCGAGUUUGUCCGGCUGCAGGUUUCCCACGACGAGUAUUUGUGCAUGAAGGUGCUGCUGCUGCUCAGCACAGUGCCAAAGGACGGCCUGAAGAGCCAGGCGGUGUUCGACGACAUUCGGAUGUCGUACAUUAAGGAGCUGGGGAAAGCCAUCGUGAAGCGCGAGGAGAACUCCAGCCAGAACUGGCAGCGUUUCUAUCAGCUCACCAAGCUGCUCGACUCCAUGCAUGAGAUGGUCGGUGGACUGCUCAGCUUCUGCUUCUACACCUUUGUGAAUAAAUCCCUGAGUGUGGAGUUCCCAGAGAUGCUCGCAGAGAUCAUCAGCAACCAGUUACCAAAAUUCAAGGCCGGGAGCGUCAAACCUCUCCUCUUCCACCAGAGAUGACUGUGCCCCGUAACAGACACAAUGCCUUAAAAUCCCACCACAUAACCUCACCGACCCCUACCAAACCCGCCCCCACCCCACCCUGAAGAUCGACGAUGAAAGGAUCCGAGGCGAGGAGUGAAUGAUGUUUGUGGGAACGAGUAUGCAACUUUGUGUGGUGACUCAGGCGUCUGGACGGAGAGAGCGAAGAGACUGGAGACGUUUGUGGAGAGAGCAGACAGCGAGCACACAGGUUUUUGAUUUGUUGUUGUGUAUAACAAGUAGGAAAUGUUUGUCAGAUAAAAGAUAAUCACAAAGAGAUAUAGGCUAACAUCCAUGUCGUCUCAGGUUUCUUACCUUCAAAUACAGAACGAUAUCUAAGAUAGAUAAAAACAAAUAUCUAUGUACAGGUUCUGAUAGUAUUUUCUACAUUUUCAAAUUGUAACAGUUUAUACAGUUUUCCAGGUCGCUGUUACCUGGAAAGGUAACCAAGCUUGAUUAAUAACAUGCUCUUAAGUAGGCUUUUAGACUGUAAGGUUCCUCAUUUAGUUUUUAUAGGAGGCUGUAACAAAAUGUUUAUCAGUCAUAUGGGGAAAAAAAUGUUUUCCAGUCAUUUAAAAAGCAUAUUUCAUUGCUUUGAUGGACAUAAGAAACAAUUCUGUCGGAUUGUUAAUCGUCGCGCAUCGUUUAAAAUGAUGAUUUCUCCCACAAGCCGACCUCUUCCAGGUUUACACACGUCUAUUAUAAAAGGGAAAAAUAUGUGCCUUUUUUGCUUCAGAUAUCAUCUUAGCUAUUUCUUCCUUCCUGUUCAAGGCGUGUUCUUUAAACCCACCAUGGUAUACCUUCAUCGUAUGUUGAUUGUACUUUUUAUGUUACAUGCAGUUGCAAGUUUUCCUUUUCUUUCGAUGGCUGUGUUUAUCUUUAGAAGUGGCAGCUCGGCCCAUCCUCCUUUUGUGUGUGUAGAAAUGAUCCUCCUCUUUAAGAGAAAAUAUUCAAAGCCUGCUAACUCUCACAGAUGCGAUGUCCGGCAUACUCAACUCCUUAAGUGCGAUUCGAGCACUUUGUACCCUGCUAAAGGCUUUAAAAGACUGUGAAGAAAGACUGUUAUGCUGUACCAGUCUUUAUCUUGCUACUUUUGAUGGAAGUUAUAAAUAGUUUCUAUAGGAAAUAGCCGGCUUUGAUGUUAAUUUAAGCCCCCACUCCUGUCCCAAUCAUCUAAUCAUGGAAUGUGUUAGAUACCUGCGUCUACCAAUCAGAGAAGAGAGGGCAUGUUUUUUUUUUCUUUGUUUGCAAGAUUAUAUCAUUUUUAAUUAAUCAGGAAAACUAAUUUCUGGGGUUCUAUUAUUGCUCAAACCUUUUGGAAAAUAACCGUCCUGGAUUUUUUUAAAGCUCUUUUUACAGUCUGUGUGUUAAAACGGACACAGCGUCAUAAUUCUGCCACUGAUGAUCUGUUUUUGACUGUAUAUCCAAAAGUGUCUGACUUUGGAUAUUUUAUUGUUGGAAGCUCUUUCUUUGUUGCUUUGCUAUUUUCGUUCAAGGAGUAGUUCAACAUUCUGGGAAGUACAUUUAUUGGUUUUCUCGCUGAGAGAUAAAGAUGACAAUCUCUAAUACAGUAAAUAUGGAGUCAGCUUUAUUCAGAGCUGCCAAAUAAGAAAAGGCUUUAAAAUAUAUUCUUUUGAAAAAAAAAUCUACCAUUCGGGAGUCUUGACCAUGAGAGCAGAUGGGAGUAAAUAUGUAAUUUUACAAAUGUGUAUUGAAACGACUUUAAGCAAGGUUCAUUCAGCUCUUUAAGCGUAAAAUUCAAGCACUUUUCAAGCACUUUCCAGGUUUCUAAAACAAAAAUGUGCAGACUCUGAAAGCCUUAAUCAUCACAUCUAAAUUGUUACUAUAAAUGCAUCUCCAAAAAAUGUUCAUUUAUAGAAUAGAAUUCAUUAGAAGAAUGUGAAUAAUUUAUAUCAACAGCUAAUCAAUAUAUAAUGGCACUUUCUUUAUCUUACCAGAUGUUUGGAUUAACUUUAAUUGUAUGUUUUGAUUAUUAUUUAACAGGGAACAAUAAUAAUAAUAUUAAUAAGGAUAAGAAUAAUAAGAAUAAUAGUGAUUGUGUAAAUGUGAACACCACAUUAUAUUGAAAAUAAAUCAUUUUUCAAGGAAUAUAUAUAUUUGAAAUCAAGCAUAUCCCUGACCUUGAAAAUAUAACGGUUAAAAUUAAGCAUUUUUCAAACUUUCAAGACUUUAUAAGAACCCUGUGUAGGGUGUAACAAAAAAAGUCAAAUUAAUCGUACAUUAUGCCUCUUUAGGCAUUAUUAAUUAUACAAGUAUGAUAAUUAUCGUACAUCUGGCAGCACUGCUGGUAUUUGUUGAUUUGAAGAAAGUGAAUAAUUGCAUUUCCCAAAAUGUGGAACGAAUAAAAUGAACGGUUUGUAUGAUCGACAGCUUUAUGGAUCAGGCGUUGGCAGAUUCCUCUUCCUGUAAACUUCCCACAGCUGCUGAUAACCUUUGACCUUUCCUGUUGAACCCUUCCGCUCCUUUAAAUGCCCCGUAGGCACCUUGUCUUAAUGUUCGUCUUUAGUACAUUUACACAUUUAUUCGUCAGUCUGUUAGGUAGUCCGGCCCCAAUGUUUGAGAGCACUUAGCACCCGUCAUCUCAUGGAUUCACAGUGAAAGUGUAGCGUCACUGACCGGGGAGGCAGGCAAAAUUGAUCCUUUAUUCUCUGGGAACUAUUUCAGUGCCAAACUCCUGUUUUGUCUGUUUUCAGUGAUGCUGAAAGUUGGUUAGUGUUUGCAUCAGAAGACGGAAACUAGUCCCAGUAUUGAAGCUUUUAAAUUUGUCCACAAAUAGAAGAAUCCUGAUUUAUCUGAGCUUCUGUCCACUGGAUCGAGGCCGUUAUUAACGAGUGAUAACUGAGCUGUAUUUGUAACACUCACAGACGUGUUGUGUAAUCUCACAGAAUAAUGUAGGUCUGUCAGUAUCCCUUUUAUUUGUGUACUGUGUAACUAAGUGAAAUUUGAAAUGUGCUGCAACAUUUUCAUCAAUUUGCCGGCUCAGUUUUUCAUAUUGUGUGCGUUUAAAGCACAAAAUAAUCCAGGUUCUGACAUGAAUGUGAAUUAAAUUUAAAAGAAAAAAAGAGCUGUUGAAGGAUUAAAGACGAUACCCUGUCAGUUAAAAAAAAUAAUUGGAUAAAAAUGUCAAGUAAGCGACUUCAAAGCGCUGAUUUGAAUAUGGAAAAUGUCAAAUUGUUUUGCUGUUGCUUAACUAUCCUAACAACAAACGUAAAAGCACUCAUUAGACAUUUUGAACUGCUUCCCAUGCUCAGGUUGUUGAAAUUCAAUGUUUGUUUCACACAGUAUGUGGUCGUUCACGUUCAGUGGUUUUAUGUCCUGACCAAAAACAGUCAGUUUGGAUUCCCAAAAUGUGUCUGCUUCUGUGAUUUAUGGUGUAUUUUUCUUUUAUUUCAGAAUUAGGAAAGUGUUAGCAAUGUGCUGCCACCGCCGUCAUUCAUACAUAGGCUCAGAAAAAAAAUGAUUUUUCUUGCUGAGUUUUAUUCAGAAUAACCAUCUUCAUUAACUGCAUAGGGGUUACUCAUGGGUUACUUUCACAUUCAGUGUAUUCAAAUCUCUGCUGCUGCUGUUCAUUUAACAGGUAUAUAUAUAGAUAUAUAUAUAAGAAACCGCACACUUGCCUCUUCUCACUCAAAAAUGUACCCUUGCUUACAUUGUUGCACAUUUUUGAGGACAACUGAAUAUGCAAUUGAAACGACAGGUAAUCUGUCACCAUCACACAACAAGAUGUGGUUCGCUUCUUGUUUUGUUGUUUUGUUUUCAGUCUUUUUUCCAGUAUAAGCUAUUUGCAUACAGGAGAUUAACAUUAAACAUUAUCUCUGCAGGCCAGACUUCCAUACACACACACUCAGUCAGUCAUCAGUCGAUACAGACUGCACACACAAAAAACCUAUUUGAUGUUUGACUACAAGGUGACCAAAGCAAGCACAGACAAAUUCAACACAUGUCAGUGUAAACUACGUAGCUCCUAGAAGACAAAUGUACAGUUCUUUGUUUUGCUUUGUUUUUUUUAAAAACACAAUUUUUUUACUCUAACGUGACGGCUUUGGUCAAAUUGUGUAAUACUGUGAAUAGGAUAGGAGUCAGUCUUGUUUCACACACAAACUGUUUGUGAAAGUAAUCAACCAGCUUGAAUCUUAAAAAAAAAAAAAAAAAAGAUUUGCACUACCCAAAUAUUGUUUGAAAAUCUAUUUUGUAUAAUGCAUAUGCAGACAUUAACUUUUCAGAAUUAUCAAGGGCAGAUCAUGUUUCACUGGUAUAUGCUUUCUCUAAACAAAAAAAACACAUUGGUUUUGCUUAAAAAUUUGAAUAUGUACAUAUAAUCCAUUGUAAAGAAAAUGUGGUGUAUUUGUCUCUAAAUAAUAGUUUUUCUAUACCUCCCCUCUGUAUUAUUUCUCCUCUGUAGUGUGACUCCUGUUGAUCUUUUCCUCCAUUGAUUAAAGGUCGAACUGUAAGUCUUUGUGUGGUUCUUCUCAGAACGAGGAGCUCUUUGCUGAUUAUUAACUAAAUGAUAUGAUGAGCUCAUUGUAAGACACUUCUCAGUAUCGCAGCAAGCACUUCAUUCAAUAAAAUCUGCUUUUCCAUUCA